AUGGCCCCAUCAAACGCGGACCCACGCGACAACGUUCCUGAAGAGAGGCCGUCGGAUGGAGAAAAGCAGUCCUCCAUUUCCAGAACUCCAUCCGAAGAAUCUUUGGGCACUCAGCAGCGAGAAAAAGCCAGAGCAGAAAAAGCAGCUGCAAUUUUCCGUGCUUGCGACGAGGGCAACGUAGAAGCAUUGGUCUCGUAUGCUACCAGCGAAGGUGGAUUAUUGGAGGAUGAAUUGAGGCAAAGAGCAUGGCCGAUUUUCUUACAAUGCGACACAAAGUCACAAUCAGAGGACCUCAAACCUUUGAAAGACCUCCCCCCACAUGCCGACGAGGACCAGGUACAGCUCGAUGUCAACCGUGCUUUUGUCUAUUACCCCAAUGUUCCCGAGGAAGAUCUCUUGAAAAAGAAAGAUCAAUUAUCAGACCUGAUCAUUCAAAUUCUCAGGAACUAUCCUAUGUUAUGCUACUUUCAGGGAUACCAUGACAUCGUUCAAGUCCUACUUCUAGUCCUUGGUCGCCAGAAUGCUGCAUCGGCCAUGGCUCACCUAUCACUCUUCCGAAUCAGGGACUAUAUGCUACCCUCGCUCGCGCCAGCGUUGAAACAUUUACAGCUGAUCCCCGCAAUCGUCGGAACGAUUGACCCUGCCUUGUGGCGACACCUCGCAAAUAUUCAACCCUUCUUCGCCCUGGCCGCGACCCUCACACUCUAUGCUCAUGAUAUUCAAGAGUACAGCGACAUUGCCCGUUUAUUCGACUUCCUUCUUGCUCGAGAACCGGUGGUAGCUAUUUACCUCUUCGCGGCCAUUAUCCUCUCUCGAAAGAAGGAGCUGAUGAACAUCCCUGUGGACGAACCCGAGAUGCUUCACUUCACAUUGUCCAAGUUGCCAUGUCCACUCAAUCUAGAUGGGUUGAUUUUAAGUGCCGCCCAACUCUUCAAAGAUCACCCUCCAGAGUCGUUACCCCUCGGGGCAUGGAGACGAGUUCCCAGUUGCAGUGUCCUCAAGACAUCUCGUGACUCCUCUCGUCCCUACAAUGUCGAUGAAGCCAUACAAAUGUUCCAUCAACAGGCUCGGCAAAUGCGGAAUGAGGAGCGCCGGAAGCAAGCUCUCGAAUUCGGCUGGAAGCACAGGAGGGCGAUAGGAUCUGUGGCAUUGGCGAUUCUCGUUGGUGCUGUAUCCAUCUACAUCCGAAAAAGGGGAUUUGACUCUUCGAUAUGGUCCUAUGUCGGCCGGCUACAGGCCAUCCUCAAGGGCUAG
Messenger RNA from Penicillium daleae, 1254 nucleotides. Its product is annotated as TBC domain-containing protein. The coding region runs from base 1 to 1254 and encodes 417 amino acids. The record is from RefSeq and is a predicted model, not a curated record. NCBI's taxonomy places the organism in Eukaryota, Fungi, Ascomycota, Eurotiomycetes, Eurotiales, Aspergillaceae. Gene Ontology annotation, cellular component: endoplasmic reticulum membrane. The transcript has 3 exons. Gene Ontology annotation, biological process: endoplasmic reticulum to Golgi vesicle-mediated transport; positive regulation of GTPase activity. Gene Ontology annotation, molecular function: GTPase activator activity.